Vigna angularis (adzuki bean) is the source of this 3517-nucleotide messenger RNA. RefSeq names its product protein SMAX1-LIKE 4. The record is from RefSeq and is a predicted model, not a curated record. The coding region runs from base 306 to 3425 and encodes 1039 amino acids. Lineage: Eukaryota; Viridiplantae; Streptophyta; Magnoliopsida; Fabales; Fabaceae. The transcript has 3 exons.
UAAAGAAGCAGUGAGGCCUAGUCUGGUGUUUCUAAAGCUUAACUAGUUGGUCUCUCUCUUUCUCUCAUUCUCUCGUUCUCUCAUUCACUGUCAUAGUUUGGUUCUACGUUUGUUUGUGAUAUUUGAGAAGUAGGUUUGAGUUGGUCGGAGGUAGUAGGUUUUUUGUUAGGCAAAAAAAGAAAGGUGGGGGUGUUGGUGGAGUUUGGAGAGAAAGAGAAAGAGAAGAGAAAGGGAAGCAGUGUGGUUGUGAAGAAAAGGUAUUGACAAAAAGGGGGUGGUGUGGGGGGUGGGGUUUUAUUCAAGUGAUGCGCUCAGGAGCUUGUACAUUGCAACAGACCCUCACAGCGGAGGCUGCUUCAGUGUUGAAGCACUCUCUUGGGUUGGCACGCAGAAGGGGCCAUGCACAGGUCACCCCUCUGCAUGUGGCUGCUACUUUGCUGAGCCUAAGAGCCAGUUCCUUGAGAAGGGCUUGUCUCAAAUCUCAGCCACACCAAACAUCUCACCCUCUUCAGUGCAGAGCCCUUGAGCUUUGCUUCAAUGUCGCCCUCAACAGGCUCCCUACAACACCUGGCCCUUUGCUCCACACACAGCCUUCUCUCUCCAAUGCUCUCAUUGCUGCACUCAAGAGAGCUCAGGCUCACCAGAGAAGAGGCUGCAUUGAGCAGCAGCAGCAGCAGCCACUUCUCACCAUCAAGGUCGAGCUUGAACAGCUCAUUAUAUCUAUCCUUGAUGACCCUAGUGUUAGCAGGGUUAUGAGAGAGGCUGGUUUCUCUAGCACUGCUGUUAAGAGCAACAUAGAGGACACUUCUUCCACUCCUUCUGUUUUCCAGUGUUACAACACUUCUGGCGGUGUUUUCUCUUCUCCUUGCUCUCCUUCUCCCAGUGAGAACAACACAGCCAGUGCCUUCAGGCAGAACCAUUUCUUGGCUGCCUACACUUCUUCUGAUUUCAGUUCUCCAUUUCUGUUCUCUUCACAGAAGAAGGCCUCCGUGUUUCCCAUCACCGAGUCACCACCACCACCACCACCCUCUUCCAAGGAGGAUAUAAAGGUUGUUCUUGAUGUCCUCUUGAGGAAGAAGAAGAGGAACACUGUGAUAGUUGGUGACUCGGUGGCACUCACUGAAGGCCUUGUGGGAGAGCUGAUGGGGAAGUUGGAAAGAGGAGAUGUCCCUGAUGAGUUGAAGUCAACACAUUUCAUCAAGUUUCAGCUUGCACCGGUUUCUCUGAGGUUCAUGAAAAGGGAAGAAGUGGAGAUGAGUCUCUCAGCACUGAAGAGGAAGGUGGAUUCUGUUGCAUCAGGAGGAGGAGCCAUUUUCUAUGUUGGAGACCUCAAGUGGACUGUAGAAGCAACAACUUCUAGUGAAAAGGAUGAAGGAGAAGUCUGUGGCUAUAACCCAGUUUGUCAUCUACUUGCUGAAAUAGGGAAGUUGUUUUGUGAUUCCAACACAAAGGUGUGGCUUGUGGCCACAGCUAGUUAUCAAACAUACAUGAGGUGCCAAAUGAGGCAACCCCCUCUUGAGACUCAGUGGUCUCUUCAAGCUGUUCCUGUUCCAUCAGGUGGACUUGGCUUGAGUCUCCAUGCUUCCAGUGUUCACGAUUCAAAGAUGACAAUCUCCCAGAAUCCAUCUCAUAUGCUGGAAACAAAGCUCUUCAGUAACAGCAAGGAGGAGCAGGAUAAACUCAACUGCUGUGAAGAAUGUGCCUCCAAUUAUGAAAAGGAAGCUCAGUUGUUCAAACCAGGCCAGAAGAAACUGUUACCUUCAUGGCUUCAGUCUCACACCACUGAAGCCCAUCAAAAGUUGGUUGAGAAAGUGGCUAAUGAAGAAAUUGAAUGUUUUCAGGAUGAGUUGCAUCAGUUGAAAAGAAAAUGGAACAGACUAUGCCACUGUCUGCACCAGAGCAAACAGUCUGAUAACCAUUGGAGCAACACUUUACACGGCAAUCAGAGUUCAAAUGGGAAGAUCUACCCUUACAAUUCAUCGUAUCCCUGGUGGCCAAACCAGGGCAGUGUGUUCACAGAUUCAAGUUCAAUAUCUUUCGCCGAUUCACCUGCCAAACCGGCAUAUAGCUCCAACAUUGUCCCUCGGUUUCGGCGCCAACAAUCAUGCACCAUUGAGUUCAAUUUCAGUGAUGUGACUCAGAGAAAGCCAUCCACAGCCUUGGAUUCUCUCAAGGGCAUGGAAGGUAAUAGUAACGAAGUAAAGAUUACUCUUGCUCUUGGAAAUUCAACAUUCGGUGGUUCGGGGCAAACGGUGGAAAAUAUCAUAACUACUGAUAGAACACUGCGACGAGCUCAUAUUUGUAAACUGUUGCAGGAGAAUGUGCCAUGGCAAUCUGAGACAGUUCCUUCCAUAGCCGAGGCAUUGGUUGAUUCCAAAUCUGCAAAGCAGAGUGCCACUACUUGGUUGUUGUUGCAAGGAACUGACUCUGUUGGGAAAACAAGGUUGGCACGAGCGAUUGCAGAAUCGGUGUUUGGCUCAGUUGAUGUGCUCCUUCACUUGGACAUGCUGAAAAAUUCAGCAACCCCAUUUGCCGAAAGGGUGGCUGGAGCCUUGAAAAGCCAGGAGAAGCUUGUGAUUCUGAUAGAAAAUUUGGAUUUUGCCGAUGCCCAGUUCAGGAAGUUUCUUGCAGAUGGGUUUGAAACUGGAAACUUUGGAAGUUUAAGUAGGACUGAGGAGAGUUCAGGCCGUGCAAUAUUCAUACUGACAAACGGUGACACAAGGGGCAAUGAAGAGCAGAACAAUAAGGAGUCGGUGAUGAAGUUGGUGCUGAAGAUAAGUGAAACGAAGGCUGGUUUGGAGUCUUCAUCACCUUGUUCGGGUGAGAAGAGAAGGGCUGAAGUGCUGGAUUUGUUUUCCAAGGUUAAGAAUCGAAGGGUGGAGGGUAGGAAAGUGUUUUGUCGGCAUUCAAGCUUCAACAAUCUAGACCUGAACAUGAAAGCUGAUGAAGAGGAUGAUGAUGGGGAAGAGAAAACAGGUGGAAGCAGUCCAAUUUCAAGUGACUUGACAAGGGAAACUGUGGCAGAUCCAUUGAGCUGGAAUGGGGUUCUUGAGUCAAUAGAGAACAGGUUUGAGUUGAAUGAAAGUGCAGAGAGUGAGAGGGAGGUGGGAGAGAUGUUGGUGUCAAAGAUGAAAGAAUGGUUUGAGGAGGUUUAUGGAAAGAAAGAAAGUGUGGUGAAAUUUACUGUAGAGGAGAGGGUGAUAGAAGAAAUUGGUGUGGGGUGUGGAAAUUUUACUAACAGCAUGUUUGAGAAAUGGCUGAAAGACAUUUUUCAAAGCAGUUUACAGACAGUUAACUUUGGUGGGGUGGAGGGGGGUAUAGGUUUUACACUUUGUUGGGGUGGUAAAGGUGAUAGCAAAUGGGAUAAUGGAUUCAUGGGUUCAUGUUUGCCCAAGAAUCUCCAAGUUAACUACUUCAUGGAUUAACUGACUUUGGAUAGUUGGGGGGGGUUUGUAAAAUGCAAGUCAUAGCCUUUGUGUAACCGCUAAUUUUCAUUAUAGAAUGUGUUUGUUUUUUC